AAGAUGUAUGCUAUAUAUGUAUAUAUAGUAAGAUAAACGUGUAACGAAAACUUUUUUACGUUUACAUUGUUGAAUUAAUAACUAACAAAUAUUGAAUGAUUCAUGGCAAUUUCUUCACAAGCAAUACGACUACCAAUAUUAAUAUCUAUGAAAAACGUUUUUUUUUGUACAAACAAUUGCAAUAAGAGAUACAUUAUGACAACUUGUACAAAGCUUGAAAAAGUUUUAGAAAGACUUGAAAAAAAUCCUUUUUUUGAAAAAUAUGCUAAUAAAAUAGCGAAAUUUCAACAAACCAGCCCAGAUGAGUUCUUACAGCGUGUCGAAAAUGAAGAAAAGAAGAUUCAAGGAAGGAAAGUUACAGUCCAUCUGUCAAGAUCUUGUCAUAUUCAGUCUUCAUGGAUGUUUCCAUUCGUAAUGACAAGAACACAACCAUGGAAUUAUGUUAAAAAAAGGAAUUUUAGUGAUCAUGCAAUGAAAAGCAUAUAUAUUACUACACCUAUAUUUUAUGUUAAUGCUGGACCACAUAUAGGACAUCUUUAUACAGCAGUUUUGGCAGAUACCAUAGCUAGAUUCAAUGCUAUGCUAGGACAUUCUGUGUUUUUAUGUACAGGUACAGAUGAACAUGGCAUGAAAGUUCAAAAAGCUGCAAGUAAUGUGACUUUACCUAUUCCUGAAUAUUGUACUCGGGUUUCACGUCAAUUUCAAGAAAUGUGUGAUGUGUUUGAUGUUGAAUAUUCAAAGUUUAUUAGAACAACUGAAGAACGACAUCAAAAAGCAGUUCUUGACUUUUGGAAUCGUUUAGAAAAAAAUGGAUAUAUUUAUCAAGGAAAAUAUUCUGGUUGGUAUAAUGUAUCAGAAGAAGCAUUUGUCCCAGAUAAAGAUGUAGUAAAAAAGAAUCCUGCAAAUAUUAAUGAAGCAUAUACAGAAUCAGGAGAUGUGUUAGAAUGGAUGGAGGAAGAGUGUUAUAAAUUUCGAUUGUCUUCUUUUAAAAAUGAAUUAAAACAUUGGUUGAAAAAUGCAAAUGUAAUAGAACCGGAAAUAUAUCACACGAGCUUGAUUCCAUGGAUAGACAAUUUACAAGACUUAAGCAUUUCUAGACCUAUCAAGAGAGUGUCUUGGGCAAUUCCUACUCCUUCUGAUGAAUCUCAUACAGUAUAUGUAUGGCUGGAUGCAUUAGUCAAUUAUUUAACUUCAGUGGGAUAUCCAGAUGAUUCAUUUAGAAAAUUUUGGCCACCAACUGUACAAGUUAUAGGAAAGGAUAUAUUGAAAUUUCAUGGUAUAUAUUGGCCAGCAUUUUUAAUGGCUGCUGGUCUUGAAUUACCAAAAAAACUUAUAUGUCAUGGACAUUGGACUGUUAAAGAUAAAAAGAUGUCAAAAUCCAAAGAAAAUGUAAUAUCACCUUUUGAAGCAAUGCAUAAUUUUACACAAGAUGGUCUAAGAUAUUUUCUCUUACGACAUGCAGUGCUGCACACAGAUGCAAAUUAUAACAAUUUAAAAAUUCAGAAUGUACUAAAUUCUGAGCUAGCUGAUACACUAGGUAAUUUAUUUAAUCGUUGUUUUGGUAAAAGUAUUAAUCCAGACGGAAUAAUAUAUAACUCUGCCGAAUAUAUAAACAUUUUAAAAUCCAAGAUAGCUCAUAAAAAUGUAGUAGCUUUGGAAGAAUUAAGUGAAAAAGCUAAGGAAUAUUAUGAGAAAUAUAAUUUGUAUUGCACAGUGGAUAUUGUGAUGAAUAUGUUGCACAUUGCUAAUCAAAUGUUUCACCAUCAUCGGCCAUGGGAAUUAAGCAAAGCCAAAGAUUCCGAUUCUGUAAAACAAGUUGAAGCUGUGAUCUCUUUAGCUUUGGAAAAUCUACGAGUAGCUGCUUUAGUAUUGUAUCCCAUUAUACCAAAGUUAGCUUCUAAUCUUCUUGAUGUUCUUCAAGUUUCAAAAAGCAAUCGUACUUGGGAAGAUACAAAACCGAUUCACUUAACAAAUGCUUCGAAUGAAACAAGACACGUUUUGACGCAGAAUAUAUUAUUUUUUAAAAAAAUAAAAAAUUGAGAAACAUUGAA
This is a messenger RNA of Bombus impatiens (common eastern bumble bee), 2051 nucleotides long. It is a transcript of the gene MetRS-m, whose product is annotated as methionine--tRNA ligase, mitochondrial. Gene Ontology annotation, biological process: methionyl-tRNA aminoacylation. The transcript is spliced from 7 exons. The record is from RefSeq and is a predicted model, not a curated record. Bases 103 to 2040 code for a protein of 645 amino acids. Gene Ontology annotation, molecular function: methionine-tRNA ligase activity; ATP binding. Lineage: Eukaryota; Metazoa; Arthropoda; Insecta; Hymenoptera; Apidae.